This is a messenger RNA of Nelumbo nucifera (sacred lotus), 2625 nucleotides long. RefSeq names its product putative cytosolic oligopeptidase A. Gene Ontology annotation, molecular function: metalloendopeptidase activity. NCBI's taxonomy places the organism in Eukaryota, Viridiplantae, Streptophyta, Magnoliopsida, Proteales, Nelumbonaceae. Gene Ontology annotation, biological process: proteolysis; peptide metabolic process. The record is from RefSeq and is a predicted model, not a curated record.
GGGGAAACAUACCAAACAGGGUAAGGUUACUCGUAGUCAUUGUGAUACUAAACAUGCUCAUGGCGACGUGCAUUUCCGUCACCCGCUCUAUCCAACCUCUUUUACGCUCUUCUUAUCCCUUUAUUACUCCCAAACAUCUCCCCAAAUCCCAUCCCUGCCCCCUGUGGUCUUCUUCCUUUUCAUUUUGUCUUCAGAAGUUCCAUAGAUCAACCCCAAUCACCACGGCCUUUUGCUCUUUCUCUUCUGUUCCCCCAAUGGCGCCCGAAGCUCCGACAGCGGCAUCGGAAGAUAAGCUUGAAGAGAAUCCUCUCUUGAAGGAUUUUGUUUUCCCUCCUUUCGAUGUUGUCCAAGCGGAACACGUCCGGCCUGGGAUCAGAGCUUUACUUGAGAAACUCGAGAAUGAUUUGGUUGAACUAGAGAGGACGGUGGAACCGGCUUGGUCGAAGUUAGUUGAGCCAUUAGAAAAGAUUGUUGAUCGACUCCAAGUGGUUUGGGGAAUGGUGAAUCAUCUCAAAUCUGUGAAGGAUUCUCCUGAACUCCGUUCUGCCAUCGAAGAAGUUCAGCCAGAGAAAGUUAAGUUUGAACUUAGACUGGGACAGAGUAAACCCAUUUAUAAUGCAUUCAAGGCUAUUCGAGAAUCUUCAGAUUGGGAAACAAUGAGUAAUGCUCGUAAACGUAUAGUGGAAGCCCAAAUAAAGGAAGCAGUCCUAAAUGGUGUUUCUCUAGAGGAUGCUGAAAGAGAGCAUUUUAACAAAAUUCAACAGGAGUUGGAAAAAUUAUCACAAAAAUUUGAGGAAAAUGUCUUGGAUGCUACAAAGAAGUUUGAAAAAUUAAUUACAAACAAGAAGGAGAUUGACGGCUUGCCAGCUACUGCUCUUGGUUUGGCUGCACAAACAGCAAUAUCCAAGGGUCAUGAAAAUGCUACUGCUGAGAAUGGACCAUGGGUGAUUACAUUGGAUGCUCCAAGCUUUAUGUCUGUUAUGCAACAUGCUCGGAAUCGAUCAUUGCGUGAGGAGAUCUAUCGUGCUUAUGUAACUCGUGCUUCUAGUGGAGAUCUUGAUAAUACACCCAUUAUUGACCAAAUUCUGACACUUAGAUUGGAGAAGGCUAAAAUUCUUGGUUACAGAAACUAUGCUGAGGUAAGCAUGGCAACAAAAAUGGCUACGGUUGAUAAAGCAGUUGAGCUCCUAGAAAAGCUUCGCAGUGCCUCUUGGGAUCCUGCAGUUCAAGAUAUGGAAGACCUUAAGAAAUUCUCCAAAGACCAGGGUGCUAUAGAAGCUAAUGGUUUGAGUCACUGGGACAUAAACUUCUGGAGUGAGAGACUUCGUGAGUCAAAGUAUGACAUAAAUGAGGAAGAAUUGCGUCCAUUCUUCUCAUUACCAAAGGUGAUGGACGGCCUUUUUGGUCUUGCAAAGAAGCUGUUUGAGAUCGAAAUUGAGCCAGCUGAUGGCCUUGCUCCAGUUUGGAAUAAUGAUGUAAGAUUUUAUCGUGUUAAAGAUUCCUCAGGAAAUCCCAUUGCAUACUUCUAUUUUGAUCCAUAUUCCCGUCCUUCUGAAAAACGUGGUGGAGCAUGGAUGGAUGAAGUUAUUGCUCGAAGUCGUGCACUUUCACGUGAUGGUGUCUCUUCUAGAUUGCCUGUUGCCCACAUGGUUUGUAAUCAAACACCUCCAGUUGGAGACAAGCCAAGUCUAAUGACUUUCCGUGAGGUCGAGACUGUCUUUCAUGAAUUUGGCCAUGCACUUCAGCAUAUGCUCACCAAGCAAGAUGAAGGCCUAUGUUCUGGAAUUCGGGGGAUCGAAUGGGAUGCUGUCGAAUUACCUUCACAAUUUAUGGAAAAUUGGUGCUAUCACAGGGAUACACUGAUGAGCAUUGCAAAACACUAUGAAGCUGGAGAGAGUCUUCCUGAAGAAGUGUAUAAGAAGCUCCUUGCAGCAAGGACCUUCCGUGCAGGUUCACUAAGCCUUCGUCAGAUACGAUUUGCAAGUGUGGAUCUGGAGCUACAUACAAAGUAUAUUCCUGGUGGGUCAGAAACUAUUUAUGAUGUUGAUCAAAGAGUUGGUAAGAAAACACAAGUCAUCCCAGUGUUGCCAGAGGAUAGGUUCCUUUGUAGUUUCAGCCAUAUUUUUGCAGGUGGAUAUGCGGGAGGAUACUAUAGUUACAAGUGGGCAGAGGUCUUAUCAGCUGAUGCUUUUUCAGCAUUUGAAGAUGCCGGGUUGGAAAAUGACAAGGCUGUAAAGGAAACUGGUCACAGGUUCCGAGAGACCAUUCUUGCUCUUGGAGGUGGAAAAUCACCACUUGAGGUUUUCAUAGAAUUCCGAGGGCGUGAACCUUCUCCUGAGGCACUACUACGGCACAAUGAUCUUUCGCCAAUUGCAACCUCAGCUUGAACUCUAUCAUUUGUUUUGCAAAAAUAUGAUUCAAAAUUAUGUGACAAAUAUGUGGACUCUCCCAUGUAACUCUAAUGUACACCGUCUCUUGAUUGGUUUGUGGUUUACAAUGAUAUUUAUCUAUUAUAGUUAUAGAGAAGGCUUUACAGUUUUUCCAGAAAAAGUUCUAUCCCGGUGGAUGACAUUUUACAUAAGAAUUCACAAUCAUAAAGUAACUAUUGAUCAUCUUUCUCCCAUA